Callorhinchus milii (elephant shark) is the source of this 3305-nucleotide messenger RNA. Its product is annotated as BEN domain-containing protein 3-like. Gene Ontology annotation, biological process: rDNA heterochromatin formation. Lineage: Eukaryota; Metazoa; Chordata; Chondrichthyes; Chimaeriformes; Callorhinchidae. Gene Ontology annotation, molecular function: DNA binding. The record is from RefSeq and is a predicted model, not a curated record. Gene Ontology annotation, cellular component: heterochromatin.
UCCUGCCCCGCUACAGCUCUCAGGUAUAGCGCAAAACACGCGCACACAUAGACCGAGAGGGGAGAGAGGCGCAGAAACCCACCGCACAGAUCCGCUUGAAUCUGCGAGUUGCAUUGAUUGCACUUCAUUGCAAACACCUUUCCAAGUCACGCUGUGAUGUGGAAGUGGUAGACAAUGAACACUGGAGAUCAAAAUGACGAAGCUGAGUCCAGAACACCAUUCAUCAUUAAUAACUCCACUCUGGAUAGGAAAAAACACAUGGAAGGGGAAAUACAUGUGAUGGAAGUUAUUAUUGAUAAGGUCAAAGAAGAAAUAAAUAUCCAAGAGGACUCUAAAGACAUUCCCAGUCCAGCUAGACCUGCAGAGACGAGCGGGUUAGAAUUACUGUACACCAGCAUACAGGAUGUAGCUAAACGAAAGCCGGUGCAGAAUGGUUCCGGCGACAUGACAACAGAGCACGAGGGUUCCUUCAACCACAAAAGAAGAAGAAUUGCCUCUGAGAGAAACGCAGAGUGUGCUGGCAGAGCUGAGGACGGCAGCGUGGGUUUGGCGGUGGAAGGCAAGGAGCUGGCCGAGGAGAGGAUGGUGCCCUCGUACCGGAAGCCACUGUAUGGUAUCUCUCACAAGAUAUCGGACCGGAGAAGUGUCCAGGCUGCCGAUCAGCCGGGGCCACUCGAGGGUCCUGAGAGAAGCUACGUCAACAAUUUCUUUCAGCAGCGAGACAGCCCCAAGAAUUACUCAGGCGUUCUGGUGUCUCAUGCCUCUGGCAGCGAUCCCACUCUCUACUCGCUGAUCCACAAGAUGCUCUUCACCCUGAACACCCUGAACUCCAGCAUGAUGCAGCUGCACAGCAAGAUCGACCUCCUGUCACUGGAGGUGAGCCGGGUCAAGAAGCACGUGAAUCCCGGGGAGUCUGUGGUAGAGUUCCUGCCGCCCCCCGAGUACCAGCUGAACAAUGCGGAGCUGAAGCAGGUGCUGGAGCAGAGCUCCUCGGCCGGGGACUUUGCCUGCCGGCUCCUGGUGCAGCUCUUCCCAGAACUCUUCACUGAGGAUGAGGUGGGAGGUGGCUGUCAAGCCUGUGGCUCGGUGUCCAAGAGGAAGUUGGAUUCGCUGCACCUGCAGCUGCUGCGUAACUAUGUGGAGGUGUGUUACCCUGCGGCCAAGAGCAGCGGGCUCUGGCAGGUCGAGUGCUUGCCCCAGAUCAGCGACCUCUUCAACAGGUUCUGGGCCCAGAAGGAGAUGGAGAACAGCCACCAGAACGUCGAAGCAGGCAACUUUUAUGAAGCUGAACGUGUGGCAGAGCGGAACUACGUGGACGAGAGCGCACAGGACGAGGGGCUGGACUCCUCCAGCAGCGUGGCCUCGGACCUGGUGCCGGACAUCCAGGAGAUCGGCGAGUACCUGGAGGAGGCCGGGUCUCCCGGGGAGUUCUCGGUGCUACUGCUCCACAGGCUGUUCCCGGAGCUCUUCGACCUGAGGCGGCUGGCGGCCCAACACACCUGCUACGGGGCCAAUGAGAAGCAGGCGCUUGAUACCCAGAGGCUGCAGUUGAUCCGCAAGUACACGGAGAUCUACUUCCCGGAGGUGCAAGCUGACGAGGCCUGGCUCCAGCAGUGCGUCCACACGCUGGACGAGGAGCUGGCCAGCAUCGGGCUGGACGGUAGCGAGACCGAGGCAUUUCCUGGCGACAGCUAUUGCUCCUCCUCCAACGCCUCCUCCGCGCUCGGGAGUAACGAUGGCGCCGACCUGGACAAGUCGACGAGGAAGUCCAAGAAGAUCUGGCUCAUCCCCGUGGAUUUCAACUGCGUCAUGAUCACCCCCCCGGACUUCGAAGUGCUGCCCGAGCACGUGCUGGGUAAACACCAGCUCAAGAACAUUUACGAGAGCAGCCUGUCCAUCGGGAACUUUGCCUCCCGGCUGCUGGUGAAGCUGUUCCCGGAGCUCUUCACUACGGAAAACCUGAGGAAGCAAUACAACUGCAGCGGCUCACUGGGCAAGAAGCCGCUCGAUCCGGUGCGGUUAAAGCUGAUCCGGCACUACGUGCAGCUGAUGUACUCCAGGGCCAAGUGUGACAAGGUGUGGAAUCAGGAGUUUGUGUCCAAACUGGACGAGCGGUGCCGGCGCAGGGACACGGAGCAGAGGCGUGUGUAUCAGCAGCAGAGGAAGAAGUGCACGGUCAGCACGGACAGGGAGGAGCCCACAACCUCAAACUUACAGCCCGAGCUCCCCAAAAAGGAGCUGGUGCUGCUCGCGACGGAAAAGGCCGACCGGUAUAACAAGAACUUCAGCAAGCUGGAACUCAGCAACGUGACCAUCCCCCAGCUCAAUUUCCCGGUUCCGUCCAAACACCUCCUGACCACCAAGGAGCUGAAGGAGAUCGUGCAGGACAGCUUGUCCAUCGGCAACUUUGCGGCACGGCUUCUCGUCAGGAUCUUUCCCGAACUGUUCACUUCUGAAAAUCUCCGGCUGCAGUACAACCACUCAGGGGCGUGUAACAAGAAGCAGCUGGAUCCCGUCCGGCUCCGGCUGAUUCGACACUACGUGGAAGCGGUUUAUCCUCGAGCCAGGAGCGACCAGGUCUGGCACCUGGAGUGCAUCCCGAGCAUCGACGAGAGGUGCCGGCGGCCAGACAGGAGGAAGUCAAAGCUACAGGGAAAGGCUGAGAAUAAAAAAAAUGGACGAGUCUCUUAGCCAUCGGUAUAAAUAACUGAGAUAACCUUUAAAGGGGUUUAUCAUGUAUUUGGCAUUAUUAUAUAAGUUUAUCUCAGAGGAUAGACGAGCUUUAAAAUAAUUUUUUUAAAAAAAAGUAAAAUAUAGGAAUUCUCUAAGGUACCAAUUGAAAAAGAAUACUUUUGCAGUUCUCAUCUGUCGCUUUGUGCUGUGCCAUUUGAUAGUCCAAUUUCAAGAGUUGAACUCGUGGUUUGAAAGUACUGGAGAUACGUCUGCAAAGGAGUGAGGGAAAGGUUUGAACACCAUUUGCCUAAUUUUCGCUAAUUACUGUCGGACCAUUCUUCUACAGAGAAUUUGAGAGACAAUUGGUAGCAUUUAGAAGGUCAUUGCGGAUUCCUGGCUUUACAGACUACUGACGUGAGAAAGUAUCCAAAAGCUGGAGGUGGGGAAUGAGGAAAUACAAUAUGUGGCACAUUUAAGAGUCUCAACUUCACCUGUCACCACAGUUUCUUUGCUUCACUGAUCGUAUCUUGUGCUUAAUUAUAUAAAAACUCUGUCAACAUCUGAUUCGUAAUGCCAUCAAAAUUGGUGCUAAACCUCCUUAAAAUGAGUGAAUUGGAGUAGAGGUUUUCUUU